CGCUUCAGUCGACGCGCAGCACUCAGCCCGAACAAACGUUAGCCGCGUAUCUGCGAGAUACGGAUACGAGUGCGUCGAGUACAUAUAUUCGUAUUAUUUUGUAAAUCUACAAAAUGCAUAGAGCCCACACAGCCUUCAGCCUGGCGUUGUCGCCGAUGGCGCACAAGAACUUUGCCACAUGGCUCCUCAAGAGCAACACCAGCAAGCAGAUGGCCAAGGUCACUGCUGCAGCUGCUGUGCGCACCUACAACUCUGCGGCAGCUGAGCCAUUCGCCAACGGCAGCACCGCCUCCUAUGUGGAGGAGAUGUACAAUGCCUGGCUGAGGGAUCCCACCUCCGUGCACACCUCCUGGGAUGCGUACUUCCGCAGCAACAGCUAUGUCAGCCCCCCGAACUUGGCGCCCGUGCAGGCCAACACUCUGCCGCUGACGGCCUUCAACUUCGGUGGAGCCGCCGUCUCUGGCGCUGCGCCCGACUCCAAGACCAUUGACGACCAUUUGGCCGUGCAGGCCAUCAUCAGGAGCUACCAGAUUCGAGGACAUAAUAUUGCUCACCUCGACCCACUCGAAAUUAAUACACCAGAAUUGCCUGGCAACUCCUCGACGAAAUCCAUUUACGCUAAUUUCAGUUUCGGCGAGCAGGAUAUGGAGCGCCAGUUCAAGCUGCCCAGCACCACCUUUAUCGGUGGCGAUGAGGCCUCCCUGCCCUGAAGUGAGGAAAUCCUGAACCGCCUGGAGAAUGUCUACUGCAACAAGAUUGGUGUGGAGUUCAUGUUCAUCAACUCCCUGGAGCAGUGCAACUGGAUCCGCAAGCGUUUCGAGACACCCGGCGUCCUGAACUUCUCGCCCGAGGAGAAGCGUCUGAUCCUGGCCCGUCUGACCCGUGCCACCGGCUUCGAGGCUUUCUUGGCCAAGAAGUACUCCUCCGAGAAGCGUUUCGGUCUGGAAGGUUGCGAGAUCAUGAUCCCAGCCCUGAAGGAGAUCAUUGAUGUGUCCACCGAGCUGGGCGUGGAGUCCGUCAUCAUGGGUAUGCCCCAUCGUGGACGCCUCAACACCUUGGCCAACGUGUGCCGCAAGCCCCUGAACCAGAUCUUCACCCAGUUUGCUGGUCUGGAGGCCGCUGAUGAUGGUUCUGGUGAUGUCAAAUACCAUUUGGGUACGUACAUCGAGCGUCUGAACCGCGUGACAAACAAGAACAUCCGCCUGGCUGUGGUGGCCAAUCCCUCCCAUUUGGAGGCCGUGGAUCCCGUCGUGCAGGGCAAGACCCGUGCCGAGCAGUUCUACCGCGGUGACCAGGAGGGCAAGAAGGUCAUGUCCAUCCUUAUUCACGGCGAUGCCGCCUUCUGCGGUCAGGGUGUUGUGUACGAGACGAUGCAUCUUUCGGACCUGCCCGACUACACCACCCACGGCACCAUCCACGUGGUGGCCAACAACCAGAUUGGCUUCACCACCGAUCCCCGUUUCUCGAGGUCCUCACCCUACUGCACGGACGUGGCCCGUGUGGUCAACGCUCCCAUCUUCCACGUAAACGCCGAUGAUCCAGAGGCUGUGAUGCACGUGUGCAAGGUGGCUGCCGAGUGGCGUGCCACUUUCCACAAGGACUGCGUUAUCGAUCUGGUGGGAUACCGACGCAACGGACACAACGAGAUCGACGAGCCCAUGUUCACGCAGCCGCUAAUGUACCAGAAGAUCCGCAAGCACAAGAACUGCCUGGAUCUGUAUGCCGACAAACUGAUUGCCGAGGGUACCGUCACCGGCGAGGAGGUCAAGUCCGUCGCCGCUAAGUACGAGAACAUCUGCGAGGAGGCCUUCGCUCUGGCCAAGACCGAGACUCACGUCAAGUACAAGGACUGGCUGGACUCGCCCUGGUCUGGCUUCUUCGAGGGCAAGGACCCCCUGAAGGUGGCACCCACUGGUGUCAAGGAGGAGACGCUCAUUCACAUCGGUAACCGUUUCUCGUCGCCGCCACCAAAUGCCGCGGAAUUCGUGAUCCACAAGGGUCUGCUUCGUGUGCUGGCCGCCCGUAAAGCAAUGGUGGACGAGAAAAUCGCCGAUUGGGCUCUGGGUGAGGCCAUGGCCUUCGGCUCUCUGCUGAAGGAGGGCAUCCACGUCCGCCUCUCCGGUCAGGAUGUGGAGCGCGGUACCUUCUCGCAUCGUCACCACGUUCUGCACCACCAGCUGGUGGACAAGGCCACCUACAACUCGCUGCAGCACAUGUACCCUGACCAGGCGCCCUACUCCGUGUCAAACAGCUCGCUGUCGGAGUACGCUGUGCUUGGCUUUGAGCACGGUUACUCGAUGACCAACCCCAACGCCCUGGUGCUGUGGGAGGCUCAGUUCGGAGAUUUCAGCAACACGGCUCAGUCGAUCAUCGAUCAGUUCAUCUCCAGCGGUCAGUCCAAGUGGGUGCGCCAGUCCGGUCUGGUUAUGCUGCUGCCCCACGGCAUGGAGGGCAUGGGACCCGAGCACUCCUCGUGCCGCGUGGAGCGCUUCCUCCAGAUGAGCAGCGACGAUCCCGACUUUCCCCCGGAGUCCGAUGAGUUCGGCACCCGCCAGCUGCAUGACAUCAACUGGAUCGUGGCCAACUGCACGACGCCCGCCAACUACUAUCACAUCCUGCGCCGCCAGAUCGCUCUGCCCUUCCGCAAGCCCCUCAUUCUGUGCACGCCCAAGUCGUUGCUGCGUCACCCGGAGGCCAAGAGCCCCUUCAGCGAGAUGAGCGAGGGCAGCGAGUUCCAGCGCAUCAUCCCCGACCGAGUGGCCGGUGAGAACCCGAGCAACGUUAAGAAGGUUGUCUUCUGCACGGGUCGCGUCUACUACGAUCUGACCAAGGCGCGUGCCGACAAGAAGCUGGAGAACGAGGUGGCCAUCGUGCGUGUGGAGCAGAUUUCGCCCUUCCCCUUCGACCUGGUCAAGGAGCAGGCCAACCUAUACAAGAACGCUGAGCUCGUGUGGGCCCAGGAGGAGCACAAGAACCAGGGCUGCUGGACCUAUGUGCAGCCUCGUUUCCUGACCGCCCUCAACCACAGCCGCGACAUCAGCCAAAGCGAUGAGCAAUCCUCCUUCUCCAAUACAACCACCAAUACUACUACCACUAAUGAUCAUACUAAUCACGAAUCCGACUCCGAUUCCGAUCAAAAAUCGAAACCCUGGCUAAGCCGCAUGUUCGCCGCCUCGAACGCGAAGGGCGAUCCUACGGAUCCUGCUACGGCGGCCCAGAGUGGCGAGUUUAAUGCCGCCAAGCACUUUGACCUAAAGAACGUACGACACGAUUUCAAUAGGCCAGCGGGCAUCGCGGCCGCUCCCGGAACGCGUAAGGCCAAGUCCGGACGCAAAAUUAGCUAUGUUGGACGCGCUUGUGGAGCCUCCACGGCCACCGGAUCCAAGGCCCAGCACAUCCGGGAGCUGAACGCGCUGCUGAACGACGCGAUUUCGACCUAAGGAGGAGGAUUUGUAGAUUUGAUAGUGAUGCGAUGGAAGGAGGAGUAGCAGAUGGAGUGGAAUAUUAAUUACGAUUAUAUUUUGUAUUGAAACGUAUGCAGACUCUUUGAUACGAUUUUUUGCUGACGAAAUUGUUAAGAGCAUAUAUUGUGUGUGAAAGUAAUGAAAUGUUAAAUAUUAGUUUAGUGAAAUUACAAGAGCAAACAGCAAGCAACCGAGUAACAAAAAAUACAAAUAACACGAAAUGUUUAGUGUUUAGAAAGCAAUCCAACUCACAGCAAGUCUUUAAUGCAAAACCUAACUAAAGAGCCAAGAGAUGUAGUAAAUAGCCAAGCAACUCUAUGCGAAGAGUGAGCCCGCAUAGGGGGAUCGAUCAGCGUACUUUUUGGAAUGAAUAAAACCCUUUCUAAUUUUAUUUCUUACUCCUAUGUUUAAUAUUUAUUUUAUUGUAUUACAUAUAAUUAAACUAUCUCAAGCCGAGCGAAUGAGCUCUUGACAACUUUGAUCGGUCGCAGGCCCAGAAAUCAUUUAGUCCCUUUUUGUUUGCCUAAGUUACACACUUUUGUUUAAUUAAAUAAAUGAAUGAAGUAUAAUACUUAA
Messenger RNA from Drosophila serrata, 4040 nucleotides. It is a transcript of the gene Ogdh, whose product is annotated as oxoglutarate dehydrogenase Nc73EF. Gene Ontology annotation, cellular component: mitochondrion; oxoglutarate dehydrogenase complex. The record is from RefSeq and is a predicted model, not a curated record. NCBI's taxonomy places the organism in Eukaryota, Metazoa, Arthropoda, Insecta, Diptera, Drosophilidae. Gene Ontology annotation, molecular function: thiamine pyrophosphate binding; oxoglutarate dehydrogenase (succinyl-transferring) activity. Gene Ontology annotation, biological process: tricarboxylic acid cycle.